This is a messenger RNA of Vespa crabro (European hornet), 1089 nucleotides long. RefSeq lists its product as uncharacterized. Gene Ontology annotation, cellular component: plasma membrane. The record is from RefSeq and is a predicted model, not a curated record. Gene Ontology annotation, biological process: detection of chemical stimulus involved in sensory perception of smell; sensory perception of smell. NCBI's taxonomy places the organism in Eukaryota, Metazoa, Arthropoda, Insecta, Hymenoptera, Vespidae. Bases 1 to 1089 code for a protein of 362 amino acids. Gene Ontology annotation, molecular function: odorant binding; olfactory receptor activity. The transcript has 6 exons.
AUGAUGGCAGAACAACUGGCAAUGUAUCGAAAAUAUGAGUGUUUUAUAAAACGUAUACUAUUAUGUGUCGGUUUAUGGCCUGUGGAAAAUACGGGGAGCUUAUUAUUAUCGAAAGGACUCAGUCCUUUAGGAAGCUUUACCUUAGUAGUUGUGAAGGCACUGAUGUUCUUUUUAUAUCGAGAGCAAUUACACAAAUUGAAUUUGAAUUUAAAAUCGAUGUUCGAAGAAAUGCUUAAAAAAACACAUUAUCGACCUGUUGUAUUAUCACUGCUAAAUCUUUUUAAAUAUCCAGCAUGUAUUGUUUACUAUUUAACCAUGUUUGCAAUACUAAUGUAUACAUUUAGACCGUUUUUAUUGAUCAUCUAUCAAGUUAUCAAGAACGUCAGUCCCAAACAUUACGUUCUUCCCUUUCCUACCACUUUUCCAUGGAUCGAUGAAACUCCGAACAUGGUUUUUCAAGUGCAAUUUCUUUUCGAAAUUAUAUUCGGUUGGUUCGUGAUUUGCGUGACCAGCGGCGUCGAUACGGUUUACGGAUUUUACAUAUUUCAAAUGAGUGGCGAUCUACGUGCCAUGUGUUUCGAAUGCAAGAAUUUUGGAAAAUCAUCUAAGGAGCUCGAUGUUAUUCUACGUAACUUCAUUAAAAGACAGAUCUUACUUUUACGUUGUCGUGAUAUCAUACAAAAUGUUUAUGGACCAAUCGUGCUGUGCUUAAUAGUGAGCAGUGUUAUCGUCCUAUGUGCGUUGAUAUUUCAAAUGUUUCAGACAGAAAUAAGUAUAGGUAAAACUCUUCUGAUUUUUAUUUAUGGGAUGAUGAAAAUGACCCAAGCAUUUUUGUAUUCUUGGUAUGGAAGUAUUCUUAAUGUUGAGAGUGAAGCAUUCCGACGAAGUAUUUAUAGCUGUAGAUGGUAUCAAGACGGAAACAGUAAACUGGUGAAAGGUGUUCUUCUUAUAUUGGUACAAAAACCAAUUAUAUUGACAGCAUGUCACCUCUUUUUUAUUUCAUUGGAUCUUUUCAUCAAAAUACUUAAUACGUCCUUGUCAUAUUAUUUUUUGUUGCAAACAUUUGACGAGAAUAAUAAUGAACGUUAA